AUCGCCGCCAUGACGAAGCUCAGAAAGGACGCCGGUCUGUUUACUCACGUGUAGGCCCAAGGCAUUCAGGCGCUUGAGACACUUGGACUGUUGACAGAAAAUCAAGUAGAAGAAGCCAUGUAUGUGUUUUAUGUACUUUAUUACGUUGUUCUUGUUCCUUCUUUGAAGGAGUAUAGAUUUUGCUUGGCCUUUUAUUCUCCGGGCCGUGAUAGAGCGGGCCGGCUUUCGAAGUUCUACAUAAACUUCGCAGUUGCAGCGAAGAGAGGAACAUCAAUGAUGCUGCUUUUGUCGCUGUUCGCAGCGGUUUUGCUAUUGGCUCCUCACACUGUUCUCGGACAGGACAACUGUACACUGACUGCUUCUGGUGAAGAUGACGCGUCUCAAUUUCUCUCUGCCGUCCAGAACUGUGACACCGUGGUGAUUCCAAAGAAUACUACAUUGAAUAUCGCGACACGUCUGAAUAUGACUGGAGUUUCCGAUACCAUCAUUAACCUGGAAGGAACUAUCCGCUUCGAUCCCGAUAUUCCAUAUUGGACUGGGAACGCGUUUUAUUUUGAGUUCCAGGAUUCACUCACCUUUUGGUUGCUUGGAGGAAAUAAUAUCGUUUUGAAUGGCGGGGGGACUUUGGAUGGUGCGGGUCAGGACUGGUAUGAUGAAUUUGCCUCAAAUGACACCUUUGGCCGCCCUAUCAUCUUGACGGUUUACCAAGCAAAUAGCGUUGUCGUAGAGGACAUCCAGAUGCUCAAUGGUCCAAACUGGUUUAAUCUGAUAUACGAGAGCAGUAACGUUACUUACAGCAAUAUCAGCAUUACAGCUGAGUCGACAUCAGACAAUGCUGCCAAGAAUACCGAUGGUUGGGAUACCUAUCGCAGCGAUACAAUUGUUAUCAAGGACUCCGUCAUUAUCAACGGGGACGAUUGUGUGUCGUUCAAGCCAAAUUCCACGAAUGUCUUGGUGUCCAAUUUGGACUGCGACGGAUCACAUGGCAUAUCUGUAGGCUCCCUUGGGCAAUACGCUGGCGUCUAUGACAUUGUAGAAAACGCAUGGGCAGGACCCAACGUCGGCAGUGGGAUUGUCAAGAACAUCACUUUCGUCGAUUUCGAAGUGUCUGAUGUAGACAGCCCGAUUGUAAUUGACCAGUGCUACUUCAGCGAAGACGAGUGCGAUGGAUACCCGUCUAACACCUACAUCCAAGAUGUCUAUUUCACCAACGUUUAUGGCACUGGUUCGAAAUCUACUGUUGCAUCGUUGGUUUGCUCUCCUGACGGCCGAUGCGAGAACAUUAAUGUAAAUGAUCUGAGUUUGACAGCUGAAAAAGGGACCACCACGUAUGAAUGUUCGAACGUAGUCCUGACUGGUAAUUCUGCUGAUCUUUUCAGCUGUACGGAGGCAUAGUGCGGAAGCCAUUUUUCGGCCCUGGUAGAAUUACACACGAGUUCGGACUAGUUACCUGACGAAGAUGAUCUUCGACUUUGCGAGAUUCCUCCGUCAUUCUUGAGUCUUGCCUUCCCAUGUCACCCAAAAAUACACAGUCAACCCCAUCUGGAAGGAAAUGACCG
Molecule: messenger RNA, 1559 nt
Organism: Desarmillaria tabescens
Lineage: Eukaryota; Fungi; Basidiomycota; Agaricomycetes; Agaricales; Physalacriaceae
Product: glycoside hydrolase family 28 protein
Exons: 15
Coding region: 118-1395 (425 amino acids)
Biological process (GO): carbohydrate metabolic process
Molecular function (GO): polygalacturonase activity
Source: RefSeq, a predicted model, not a curated record